GGCUUUUCCCUUGCUCCCUUCCCCGGACCUGUCGUGCCCCUCUUCGCUCUGGCCCUUUUGACUAGUGGGCAAUAUUUUCCGUGAGCGGGAGGCAGCCCUUCCGGACUUGGAGCCUUCCCCGGCUGAACCGAUGUGCCCCGCGCAGGGAAGGUGACGCUCGCUGGGGCCGGGAGAACCGGCUGCAAGCCCGACCUUCGCGUCCCGUAGGCGGCCAGGGGCAACCCGGAGCUCUUCCCCCGCCCCGGGACAAAACUCCCCGAGUUUCUCACGGGAGGGCCGGGCUCCGGGCCCCGCGCCUUAGCCCCGUUGCCCUGGGAGGUUGACCGGCAGCCUGCAUUCCCGUCGGAUCAAACCCGUCCCUUCUCUCGUCCGCUGGCUGUCAGCCUGGGAGAUCUCCCAGCAAGGACAUGGCUUCAAAUGAAAGAGAGAUUGUGGUUUGGGUUUGCCAAGAGGAGAAGAUUGUAUGUGGCCUGACAAAGCGCACAACUUGCUCAGAAGUGAUUCAAGCACUGCUUGAGGAACAUCAGACAACAUUUGGAGAGAAAAAGGUCCUUUUUGGAAAACCUAGUGAUUACUGCAUUGUAGAAAAAUGGAGAGGCUCAGAGAGAGUACUGCCUCCCUUGACAAAGAUUCUGAGACUUUGGAAGGCCUGGGGGGAAGAGCAGGCUAAUUUGCAUUUUGUAUUGGUAAAGUCAGAUGCUUUCCUCUCAUUUCCAUUGUGGAAGACAGCUGAAGCCAAGGUAGUACAAAAUGUAGAAAAGCAGUGGGACCUCAGUCCAGCAAACUACAUGAAGAUGUUGCCAAUAGACAAGCAAAAGAAAAUUGUGAGGAAGACUUUCCGGAAACUGGCCAAGCUUAAGCAGGACAGUGUUCAGCAAGAGAGAGAUAAUAUGGAGACACUGAUUCAUCUGAUAAUUUCUCAGGAUCAUACCAUUCAUCAACAAGUCCUUAGAAUGAAGGAACUAGAUAUGGAAAUUGAAAAAUGUGAAGCAAAAUUCCAUCUAGAUCGUGUGGCAAAUGAUGGAGAAAAUUAUGUGCAGGACUCCUAUUUAAUGAUCGGUACAAGUGAGGCUGAGCAUCAAGGGAGUAGGCCAGAUGAUCAAAAAGAGAUGCAUGACUAUUUGAGCAAAAGUGAGGGAAUUUUACAGGUUGAAGAGAGACUGAAACAUCACAAACAAUUAAUAGAGAAUUUGUGUGCUGAAAUUGAAAGAGAAGUACACGGUAUUUGCAUGGGAAAAAACGGAGAGUCUGUUCACACAGAAGGAGCUGCUAAUGCUGAACUGGAAACCUCAGAUUUGGAAAGUGUAAAAUAUGAGCUGGAAAAAAGCAUGAAAGAUGGUCUGAGAAUCAACUCAUACCUGAGCUGCAUCCAGAAAGAACUUACAUACAGGGACUCACUGCUUCAAAAGAAGGAAAAAGAAUAUGAACUUCUUACAGAAGAAUUUAAUUUACUGCAUGUUAAGGACAACAUUGAAAUUGGGCUUCAAUCAAAUGAAGAGCCAUCUAAGGGCAGUGGCAUCUCCAGUACCAGCAUUGCUGUUCCAGACUUUGUUCAUAGAGUGACUAAUCUGGACAUAAACGAUACAGACUCUGACACUGGAAUCAGCUCUACACACAGUCAGGACUCUGAAAUAACUGCAGGGGACAUGGUACUGCUGUCAACAUAGUUGAAAACGGUUGUGCAUUUUUAAAAAUUUUAUUUUAGAGGAUAUUUAUAAGAAUUAGUAAACCUGUUGUCUUGAAAGUUUAGCUCUUCAAGGUAUUAAAGCUGUGGCACUGCUUUAGCAAAGUAAAGCGUGUCUAUUUAUAUCCUUAAUAGUGUGCUUGUGCUAGAAUGCUAUGUGCUAGAAUGGGUUAACUGGUAAUAGGUGAAAAGUUGUUGAUUUUGCUACAUCAAGACAGACUAUUUAGACUUUGUAAUGUUGCUACACAGUGAAAUGGGAGCAUUCUGACUGGCUUGGACCAAAAUUUUGGAGAUUUCAUAUCCUUUGGUCUUUGUGUCUGCUCCUGCAUCUCCCUAAUUUUAUAGGAAUGUGAAGUAGAGACCAGAGAAAACUAGACCAAGAGCUUGAUUUUCUGUUCUAUUACAUUAGCUUUAUGCAGAUGGAGUUUCCUUGCUGUAAAAGAUGAAGCUGCUGUAAAAGAUUAUAUAAUUAAGCAUUUAAUCUGUUAAAAAAUAGUUUUUAUGAUAAUGUAGAACAGAAGAAAUAUAAUUGCAUUUAUGCUGUAUUUUUUAAUUUAGUUUAUAUGUAAUAUCAGGAUGAUAGUUUUAAAAACUCCUAAGUCCCAUUGUAAAAAUUACCUUCCACAUAUGGGUUUUUAAUUUUGAUUCUCUUUCCGCAGUUUUUAUCUGCUUUUAAGAUCCUUAAACCCCCUACUUAUCUGCUGUUACCCUGUAGUUGCCCUAGUGAUGUUUUAAAUCCACAGAGUUUCUGCCAGCAGGCAUGUCAGGACUGCUUAGGUCCUCCUUGUGCGAGACGCUCAAAUCCCAGGCUCACACCUAACCCUAGGGGCAUUUUCAGCAAGACUUUCUCCUGCCUAUCUCACCGGUUGGAUCCAGUGUCUUAAGCCUCCUGAAAUCAUGACUAUCAAAAAAAAGCAUAGCAGAAGCAACAGGUAGGAACCAGUCAUUUUAGUCUCUGGCUAGACACUGUUUCCCAAUAGCCAGCUAGCAACUAUUUUCAUAUAGCAAGUAGGUUUUCAAAUCCCAUUUUGUACUGUUUUGAAGCAGGAACCUAUAAAUCCUUCUUCCUCAGUGAGGACUUUGAGAUAUAGCUAAAACUGAUCCACUUUAUAUAGUUAAUAAAAUAUUGGGCUCCAGGUAAAAUAAAAAAAAAAAAAAAAGAAAAAGAAGGAAUGCAAAACAUGAUAAUUUUGCAACUGUGGUUAAGUCCAUGUUUUUUUUCAUUUAGGAUUUGUAGUUUAUCGUAAACCCUUCUCCAGCAUAUUGCUGUAGGUCCAAAACAAAGCCAUAGAAUUGAAUUGCCUCAGUCACCAAAUAAGAUUUAUAACUGUGCUAGAGGCUCUGUUAACGAAGAGCACGUGCAUAAUUUCUAGAUUGCCAUGUUCAUUUUACAAAUCAAUCUGUUUAAUACUUCUGAUUAAAAUAACUAACUGGGGAAAUAAUUGCAAUAUAUCUGAAUAAAGUUCAGUUCUGCAAAAUUCAAAAGAAUCAUGGAAUUAACAGCCUACAAAGUGAACAAAUGGACAGUACCUAGAAGGUGUAAAUGUAAAAUUCUUUCAGAUACACUGCUUUCUUUAAUUUUCUUAAGUGUCUGUCAACCAUGUGUUUUCUAAAAUGGCCAAAGUCCUAGGAUUGCUGAUUAGCCCAUAUUUAAUGCAGGAAAACAAAAAACAAAACAAAACAAAAAAACCCCAAACCAAAACAAAAAAAACCCAAAGAACCCCAAAAAUCAAAAAAAGAAAAAGAGACUUUUCUAAAAAGAAAAUUGAAAAUUGUUGUGGUUUAUUUGUUAUGGGUUUUUUCCUAAUCCUGGCUAUUAUAAAUAGUUUCUGUUUCACCAAAGUGUGCUAGUUGCCUUAAUAUAUUUUGUGUUGUAUUUUUUUCAUACAAUGUUAUUUGAAUGCUUCAGUGAUACUGUGUAAUAUUUAGACUCAUCAGCUCCUGAUGGAAACACGUGUAUGAAAUAUAUUAUCUUUGUAAUAAUUUAUUAACGCAACUCUGCAUCUUUUGACCUCUGUGGUAUCACUCAUAAAAGUAGUUAAGCCCAGAGUUCUGAAUGCUGAGAAUAGAUUAAUGUAUUCUAUGAAUUCUUAUGAGUUUAGUUACCAAUAGCUACAAUUUCUAUUGUCAUUUUUUAUAUAUAACUACUUAGAGGAUAGAGAAUUGAAACAGUAAUAUACACAGCUGUGCAGGCUAGUAAAAGACCCAUGGGGGAAAAAUUAAUUUCCACUCAUACUCUACCAGAUUUAUUUUGCUCAUAGGAACUUGUGUGGGUUCUCUCAACUGAUCUUUAUCCACACUUGGUGGUUGAUUGUACCUCCCCUGCAACUUCUAGGUCUUAAGACUAUCCCUGUGUUUUAAGAAGAAAAUAGGUAAAAUAGGCUGAGAGAGAGCAUUUCUAAAAAAUAAAAUAAUAUUAAAAA
Messenger RNA from Taeniopygia guttata (zebra finch), 4107 nucleotides. RefSeq names its product Ras association domain family member 9 (gene RASSF9). NCBI's taxonomy places the organism in Eukaryota, Metazoa, Chordata, Aves, Passeriformes, Estrildidae. Gene Ontology annotation, cellular component: cytosol; recycling endosome; trans-Golgi network transport vesicle membrane. The record is from RefSeq and is a predicted model, not a curated record. Gene Ontology annotation, biological process: signal transduction; intracellular transport.